AUGUAUUUACCUGACAGAGACAAUCAGCAGAGAUCACAGAAGUAUUUACCUGACAGAGACAAUCAGCAGAGAUCACAGAAGUAUUUACCUGACAGAGACAAUCAGCAGAGAUCACAGAUGUAUUUACCUGACAGAGACGAUCAGCAGAGAUCACAGAAGUAUUUACCUGACAGAGACAAUCAGCAGAGAUCACAGAUGUAUUUACCUGACAGAGACGAUCAGCAGAGAUCACAGAUGUAUUUACCUGACAGAGACGAUCAGCAGAGAUCACAGAAGUAUUUACCUGACAGAGACGAUCAGCAGAGGUCACAGAUGUAUUUACCUGACAGAGACGAUCAGUAG
Molecule: messenger RNA, 342 nt
Organism: Pecten maximus
Lineage: Eukaryota; Metazoa; Mollusca; Bivalvia; Pectinida; Pectinidae
Product: polyribonucleotide nucleotidyltransferase-like
Exons: 1
Coding region: 1-342 (113 amino acids)
Source: RefSeq, a predicted model, not a curated record